UCCGACUUAGAAUCAACGACGACGAAGACGCCAGUCAAAUUCAACCUCUGUAGAUGAAGAGGUUUAUCAAUUCAACCGUGACGUUUUCCGUCACCGUCGCCGUUAUCUUCUUCCUUUUGUCUCCCGUCACCUCCUUAGGUUCAGGCUCAACUUACGCCGUCGUCUACGGCUCCGACACCGUCUGCGCUUUAAUCUCCGGCCAAUCCACACAGCGUAUCCUCUGUUACGACACCCGCCGUAGUACCAACGUUACUCUAAACCCCGGCGUCUCAUUCUCCUCAAUCGCCGCCGGAGAUAAUUUCCUCUGCGGUAUACGCUCCGGUGGUUACAGCCUUCUCUGUUGGGAUAACAUCGGAAGCUACUCUCCUAACCGUAAACGAAUCUACCAAAGCGACACCGUUUUGCUCGAGAAUCUCUCCGUCGGCGAUAAACAAAUCUGCGCCACCGUAAACGGCACAAAUUCUUUAAAAUGCUGGAGAGGUUCCGAUCAAUCAAAACCUCCGAACGAGAGAUUCCAGUCAAUUUCAUCCGGCGUUGGUUUCUCCUGCGGCGUUUCGAUUCGAAAUAACCAAAUCCUUUGCUGGGGAACCGAUCCGGUUAAAUCGAAUCAGAUCCAAACCGGAUUCGGAAACACGACGAUGGUUACCAUAUCUGCAGGUGAAUCACAUGCUUGUGGAUUAAACACUACUGGGAAUUUGAUUUGCAUCGGAAACAACGAUUCUGGGCAGCUCAAUGUUCCUUCAGAUCAAACUAACCAUUACUCAUCUCUCUCUCUCGGAUCAAAUUUCACUUGCGCGAUGCGAAUCUCGAACAAUUCGGUGGUUUGUUGGGGCGGAGGAGCAGAGAGAUUCAACAAUGUCACGGAUUCGAUCUCAUUCGAGUCGAUUUCUUCGGGUCCGGGUCUAAUUUGCGGGUUAAUUUCAAGUAAUCUCUCUAUAAUGUGUUGGAAUCCUUCAAAUUUCUCAAGAAUCUUCCUCCCUUUCCCAGAAGUUUUACCAGGUCCUUGCGUUGAAUCAUCAUCUCUUUGCUCUUGUGGUAUUUAUCCACAAUCUGAUAAGCUCUGUUCUGGUUCUGGUUCGAUCUGUAAAUCAUGCUUGAUUCAAUUUCCGGCGAGUCCUCCGAGUCAAUUUCCUCUUCCACCACCGCCAUCACCGUCAACUUCGUCUCCUCCAUCGAAAGCUUUAACCAGAGGAUUGUUAGCGUUUGCGAUUGUUGGAUCAGUUGGAGCAUUUGCAGGGAUCUGUAGUGUGGUUUACUGUUUAUGGACUGGAGUUUGCUUGGGGAAGAAGAAAGUUCAUAACUCGGUUCAACCAACGAUAACUCGCGGCGGCUCUAAUAGCCGGUCUAACAGCUCGAAUAGCCGGUCGUUAACCAUAAGACGUCAAGGAUCGAGAAUGCUAUCGAUGAGGAGACAGAGAAGUGGAACAUCCUCGAUGAAACAUGCGGAUAAAGCGGAAGAGUUUUCGUUCUCCGAGCUCGCUUCCGCUACCGGAAACUUCUCUUUAGAGAACAAAAUCGGUUCGGGGAGCUUUGGUGUUGUUUACAGAGGCAAACUCAAUGACGGGAGAGAAGUAGCUAUCAAACGUGGGGAAGUAAACGCGAAGAUGAAGAAGUUUCAAGAGAAAGAAACCGCGUUUGAUUCGGAAAUCGCGUUUCUAUCGAGGCUUCAUCAUAAGCAUUUGGUGAGACUAGUUGGUUACUGCGAAGAAAGAGAAGAGAAACUUCUCGUUUACGAUUACAUGAAGAAUGGAAAAAGAGCGAUAUUUAAGAACAAUGGUGAUGUGGAGGAGGAGGAAGGGAGUGUUCCGGUGCAUUUGGUGGAUUACUCGGUGCCAGCGAUAUCGGCUGAUGAGUUGGGUACAAUUUUGGAUCCGAGAGUGGGAUCACCUGAGCUAGGGGAAGGAGAUGCGGUGGAGCUGGUGGCUUAUACGGCGAUGCAUUGUGUGAAUGCGGAAGGGAGAAAUAGGCCGACGAUGACGGAUAUAGUAGGGAAUUUGGAGAGAGCAUUGGAUUUGUGUGGGGAUAGUCAUGGGAGUAUCUCUAGUGGCAUUUGUUCUAUUGUCUCUGAUUGAGAGAUUAAAUUCAAAAAAAUUGA
Molecule: messenger RNA, 2095 nt
Organism: Arabidopsis arenosa
Lineage: Eukaryota; Viridiplantae; Streptophyta; Magnoliopsida; Brassicales; Brassicaceae
Source: the annotation of a GenBank genome assembly